ACCACUUCCUGAAGCGCGAGGCAGGAAGUUAUCUGGUACUUCUGGAGUCCCGUGGAGAAAGUGUUCUCCGCCGCAUUUGUAGCGGCGAGGGCUGGAGGUGGGGCGGGGGACGGGCCGUUCGGUUCUGCCGCAGCCAGGAGCCGGUUCCCAUCCGCGGCACCACGGCCCCCUCUUCCAGCCCCGAGCCCGGCGGGGCUCUUUCAGGCUCCUUGACGCCGCUGAAGGGGGCACCUACCCGGGCAUCGCCUGAGCCUCCAGCCAGGACACCUGUUCCUGGCUUCAGGUGCCCUUGUCGCCCCGUGCCCUGCCCUCCUCCCUGAACCACCGCAACUCCGGUCCAGAGCGACAGGCUUGGACCUGCGACCAGACGGCAACAAAACGCUCAGCCCCGGCGCUCCACAGACGGGGCUCUGCAUCGUCUCUGACAUGUCCCCCACCAUCUCCCACAAGGACAGCAGUCGGCAGCGGCGGCCAGGGACGUUCAGCCACGCUCUGGAUAUGAAGAGCGGGCCUCUGCCGCCGGGCGGCUGGGAUGACAGUCACCCGGACUCGGUGGGCGGGGAAGGGGACAGAGAAGCUCUUCUGAGGGAUCUCGACACUGGUGACUUCCCGAAAGUCCCGCGGAGCUGCCGGGCCGAACUAAGCAGCAUCUUGCUCCUGCUCUUUCUUUACGUGCUUCAGGGCAUCCCUUUGGGCUUGGCGGGAAGCAUCCCACUCAUUUUGCAGAGCAAAAAUGUUAGCUAUACAGACCAGGCUUUCUUCAGUUUCGUCUUUUGGCCCUUCAGUCUCAAAUUGCUCUGGGCCCCGUUGGUUGAUGCUGUCUACUUUAAGAACUUCGGUCGUCGCAAAUCUUGGCUUGUCCCGACACAGUACAUACUAGGAUUCUUCAUGAUGUAUUUAUCCACUCAAGUGGACCAUUUGCUCGGGAAUAACGAUGGCAGAACGCCCGACGUGGUUGCGCUCACUGUGACAUUUUUUUUGUUCGAAUUCUUGGCCGCCACUCAAGACAUCGCUGUGGAUGGCUGGGCGUUGACCAUGUUAUCCCGGGAAAACGUGGGUUAUGCUUCUACUUGCAAUUCGGUGGGCCAAACAGCGGGCUACUUUUUGGGCAAUGUUUUGUUUUUGGCCCUUGAGUCUGCCGACUUUUGUAACAAAUAUUUGCGGUUCCAGCCUCAACCCAGGGGAAUCGUUACUCUUUCAGAUUUCCUUUUUUUCUGGGGAACUAUAUUUUUAAUAACAACAACACUAGUCGCCCUUCUAAAAAAAGAAAACAAAGAAGUAUCAGUAGUAAAAGAAGAAACACAGGGGAUCACAGAUACUUACAAGUUGCUUUUUGCAAUUAUAAAAAUGCCGGCAGUUCUGACAUUUUGUCUUCUGAUUCUGACUGCAAAGAUUGGUUUUUCAGCAGCAGAUGCAGUAACAGGACUGAAAUUGGUAGAAGAGGGAGUACCCAAAGAACAUUUAGCGUUAUUGGCAGUUCCAAUGGUUCCUUUGCAGAUAAUAUUACCUCUGAUUAUCAGCAAAUACACUGCAGGUCCCCAGCCACUAAAUAUAUUUUACAAAGCCAUGCCCUACAGAUUAUUGCUUGGAUUAGAAUAUGCCCUACUGGUUUGGUGGACGUCUAAAGUAGAACAUCAAGGGGGAUUCCCAAUAUAUUACUAUAUCAUCGUGCUGCUGAGUUAUGCAUUACAUCAGGUUACCUUGUACAGCAUGUAUGUUUCCAUAAUGGCUUUCAAUGCAAAGGUUAGUGAUCCACUAAUUGGAGGAACAUACAUGACCCUUUUAAAUACCGUGUCCAAUCUGGGAGGAAACUGGCCUUCUACAGUAGCUCUUUGGCUGGUGGAUCCCCUCACAGUGAAGGAGUGUGUAGGAGCAUCAGACCAGAAUUGUGGAACACCUGAUGCUGUUGAGCUUUGCAAAAAAGUUGGUGGCUCAUGUAUUACAGCACUGGAUGGUUAUUAUGUGGAGUCCAUUAUUUGUGUUUUUAUUGGAUUUGGUUGGUGGUUCUUUCUUGGUCCAAAAUUUAAAAGGUUACAGGAUGAAGGACCAUCUUCAUGGAAGUGCAAAAGGAACAAUUAAUGCACACGUCACUGGACAUUCUAGAAAGGUAAUUGUCAUUUAGUUUUAAUUCAGAGAGCUAUGAUAAUCAGUACACAGGAGUAUAAAAUAUUAUUUUCAACAAGAAAUUAUUAAUAUAAAAUGCCAAAUGGUUGAAAAAUAGAGACCUCUAUAUAUUUGAUCAUAUUUUUCCUUGCUCUGUCGAUGUAUUUAAAAUUUACUUAAGGUCAUGAAAUUGGUUCUAAAAUAAUUUUUCUGGCCUUGUUAUUUGAUUUAUAUCUUUUUAAUUUACUGACCAAAGCAUGUUCUAAGCUGCAAUGCAAUAGUCAUGGGUGGUAUCCAUGCAGUUAAGUAUUGUUAUCAGUACUUAUCAUUGAGCUGUAUUUAAAAUUUUGGUACAAUAGAUUAAGUGGAAAAUAGCUUGAUAUGCAGGUAUUAACUAUAACUAGUGUGACCUUAUUGCAGUUAAAAUCUUUUUGUUUUAAACUGUAAAUUGAUUAAAUUUUAUGUAGAAGUUGCUGAGAAGAGAAUGUAGACUACAUACAUGUCAUUUUAGUUGUUAUUUCCUGAUAUAACCACAUUGUACAAAUGAAUCUGUGCUAAAAAAAAAUAAAAGACUAUUUUAAGUGUAAUUUCCUGCUUUUGUAAACGUUAAAGAUUUAUAAGAAGAUUACUCAAACUAUUUUUUAUAAAAUGAAAGUUAUAAUUUUUUAAUUUAUUGAUUCCUCCUGCCCCUGCCCCUUCUUUUGGAAAAUAUUUCUAUUUCUUGUUAACUUUUCCCCUAAAGCUUAACAUUUGUUUUUUGCCAUAAGUGCUUCAUCGCAGAGAGACAGCUAAUGAGGGAAUUAAAUUUAGUGUUGUAUGUAUGUUUGUGGCAAAGUUUUGAAAAUAAAAAUUAAAUGUUAUUCUUCAAGAAGUUUUUUUUUAAUCACAAGAGAAAAGAUGGUAAAGCCUUCUGAUUAGGUAAAAUGUAAAUGAGUACUAUCAUAAUUUUAAAACUAAUAUUUUAAAGAAAGACAGAUAUUUUGUGCCUUUGACAAAAUUUUGUAGUGGAAGAAUGUUUAAUUAAGCACUUUACUGGUGAAAAAGAUCUCCCAAUUACUUUAUGCCAAAUUGUGUACUGUAUUUUCAUUAAUUAAAACACAAUCUUUUGUUUGUAAACUAGAGUUUCUAGUGAACAGUUGUCAUUCCAGGAGAAUUAAGCUUUUGAGUACUUUAGCAGUUUUCAACAUACUGGGUACACCCAGUGAUAAGAUUUUUUUGCAUAUUUUGCUAUACAUUACUCUGGCUUUUUAGAGAUUAUAUAAAUUAUUCAAAGGUUAGAGAAAAUAAGAGAUUAAGUUACAAGUCUUAAUAAUUUUAUCUUUGUGGGAAAAUAUAUACUAACUCUUGAUUUUGUUAAUUUUAUAACAUAGGUUGAAUUUUAGAGUGGGGUUUUUAUAAGUAAUGGAGGAUAAAAUGGGUGGGAGAAAAUGGCACACAGCUUCUGAAGAAAGGGGCAGUGGCCUCUAGAACACAUGCAUUGCCAUUGGAAAGCCAGUGUUGGACAUCGAUGUCAGAUCCUGAAGAAUCACCUGAAAAAAUAAACAUCCUAGAGGCAUGGAGGCUACACCAAACCAUGGACUACAGUACUUGGUGACAUGGUUGUCUAUUAUCAUGUAUUAUAAUCAAAAUGUUUACUUGAAUAAAGAAAAAAACCCACUUAACUCUCAC
Molecule: messenger RNA, 3771 nt
Organism: Carlito syrichta (Philippine tarsier)
Lineage: Eukaryota; Metazoa; Chordata; Mammalia; Primates; Tarsiidae
Gene: SLC33A1
Product: solute carrier family 33 member 1
Exons: 6
Coding region: 427-2079 (550 amino acids)
Cellular component (GO): membrane
Molecular function (GO): acetyl-CoA transmembrane transporter activity
Source: RefSeq, a predicted model, not a curated record